AUGCUUCCUCUAGUGAAGCUGGUGCUUAUCUCCCUCAGUGUCGUGGCGUUUGGGGCGUUUGCGUGGCCCGUUGCCAACGGAACCGGCACCAUGCUCGGCGGCUUCCGCCAGGUGGACGACAGCGCCAACAGCGCGGCGGUGGAGGCGGCCAAGGGCGUGGCGGUGGCAAAGCUGGGGGUGCCUGCCGAUGCGGUCAAGGUUCUGGCGGCUGAGACGCAGGUGGUGGCAGGCACCAACUACAAGCUCAAGCUGCGGGUGGAGGGCGGCGGCGGCACCAAGUAUUACGAGGCCAAGAUCUGGGAGAAGCUGCCGGCCUAUGGCGGGGCCAUGGAGCUGACGAGCCUGGAGGAGAUCAGCGCUGCCCAGGCCGGCGGCGCCGCCGCCGCCGCCGCGGACGAGUUCCCCGACAAUCCCGAGGUGGAUGAGGUGGCGGCCUAUGCCGUGCUGAGCGCCAAGGUGCAGCGCGGCGCGGCGGGCGGCGUGACGCACCACCUCAAGCUGCAGCUCAGCCACGGCACCAUGCCAGACCAAGUGUACCAGGUGGAGGUGGCCAACCCAGGUGGCAGCUACGUGCUGCAGAACAGCCAGCAGCUCAAGGCGGAGUGA
Chlorella variabilis is the source of this 606-nucleotide messenger RNA. RefSeq lists its product as hypothetical. The record is from RefSeq and is a predicted model, not a curated record. The transcript is spliced from 7 exons. Gene Ontology annotation, molecular function: cysteine-type endopeptidase inhibitor activity. Lineage: Eukaryota; Viridiplantae; Chlorophyta; Trebouxiophyceae; Chlorellales; Chlorellaceae. Bases 1 to 606 code for a protein of 201 amino acids.